Messenger RNA from Microplitis mediator, 1561 nucleotides. Its product is annotated as tropomyosin-1. Gene Ontology annotation, cellular component: actin filament. NCBI's taxonomy places the organism in Eukaryota, Metazoa, Arthropoda, Insecta, Hymenoptera, Braconidae. Gene Ontology annotation, biological process: muscle contraction; actin filament organization. Bases 206 to 1060 code for a protein of 284 amino acids. The record is from RefSeq and is a predicted model, not a curated record. The transcript has 8 exons. Gene Ontology annotation, molecular function: actin filament binding.
AGCUACGCGCAGGAAAAGGUUGCGUUUAACUUCCAGCUCGCCAUUUUUGGGUGCCCCCACUCCCAGAAAUAAUCUACAAGCUUUUUGAAAGCAUCUUUGCUGUAACUUUGAGCUUUUUGAACGACAUUCGUCGCGCGUCGCUCUACUCGGGAGGGUAGCAAAUUAGUAAAUUUCGUGAGCAAAGUAAGAAAAAAAAACCGGCAAAAUGGACGCGAUCAAGAAGAAGAUGCAAGCGAUGAAGCUUGAGAAGGACAAUGCACAGGACAAAGCUGAUACCUGUGAAGGACAGGCCAAGGAGGCGAAUCUUCGUGCGGAUAAAGUUAUGGAAGAAGUCAACGAGCUGCAAAAAAAAUUACAGCAAGUUGAGUCCGACUUGACAACAAACAAACAGAAUUUGGAGCGGGGAAACAAAGAUCUUGAAGAAAAAGAAAAGGCGCUGACCAAUGCGGAAGCUGAAGUCGCGGCUUUGAACAGAAAAGUACAACUGAUCGAAGAAGAUUUGGAACGUUCUGAAGAACGUCUCAAUACAGCAUCCGCUAAAUUAACAGAAGCAUCUCAAGCUGCUGAUGAAUCUAGUCGUAUGUGCAAAGUAUUGGAAAAUCGUUCGCAACAAGACGAAGAACGAAUGGAUCAAUUGACAAACCAAUUAAAGGAAGCGCGUUUACUUGCUGAAGAUGCUGAUGGUAAAUCCGACGAAGUUUCCCGUAAAUUGGCGUUCGUUGAAGACGAACUUGAAGUUGCUGAAGAUCGUGUAAAAUCUGGUGAAGCCAAAAUUAUGGAGUUGGAAGAAGAACUCAAAGUUGUCGGUAACAGUUUGAAGUCACUUGAGGUCUCAGAAGAAAAGGCUAAUCAAAGAGUUGAAGAAUUCAAACGUCAACUUAAAACUUUGACUGUAAAACUAAAGGAAGCUGAAGCACGUGCUGAGUUUGCUGAGAAGACUGUGAAGAAGUUACAGAAAGAAGUCGACAGGCUCGAAGACGAUUUGAGACACGAAAAGGAUAAGCACAAAGCUAUUGUUGAUGAUUUGGAUUCUACAUACGCUGAGCUUACUGCCUACUAAAACAUUUACAAGCACAUACAUUUUAAAUACUUAACAAGCUUCAUAGUUAUUUAUUAUUUUACAGCUUUCGAUAAAUUAUUAUCUUUUAAAUAAAAUUUAUUUUUGGUGUGCAUUGAAAAAAAGUUAUUAGUUGAUAAUAAAAUAUUUUAUAAAUUUCACACAAACUAUUUUACACUAACGCAGAAAAGGCUUGAGCUUCGCGUCAAAAAUAUAAUUUCAGACGAACUUGGAAUCAACAAGGACAGAUACAAGUCAUUGGCCGACGAAAUGGACUCGACAUUUGCCGAAUUGGCUGGAUAUUAAUAAGAAAAAUAAAAAACAAGAGAGCGGAAAUCAUGAAUUUUUAUUUUUUAUCAUUUUGGAGCAAAAUUAAACCGGAAGAUGUCAAACAAUUAAGUUAUGGACAUCAGAAAAUGAUAAUUAAAUUUUAUUAAAUCUGUUUAUUUAUUGACUAUUAUAAAUAAUUAUUAAUUAAUAAAAUUAUUAUUAUUAAUCACUGUA